Molecule: messenger RNA, 1740 nt
Organism: Rotaria sordida
Lineage: Eukaryota; Metazoa; Rotifera; Eurotatoria; Philodinida; Philodinidae
Source: the annotation of a GenBank genome assembly
AUGCCAAUAUCAAGUGGUUUUAGUUAUUAUAAAGAUCUUAUUCCAAUUCAACAACGGAAACCUAUUGUACGACCACAAAUUUAUUCUCUUACAUAUAAGUUUCAAGAGAAUCGACGAACCAAUAAUCAGAAUGGUUUAUUCUCAAAUUCGAAAGCAACAGCAGGUAACAAAUUACCACCACGACGACCAGCAGCCGUUGUCAAACAAUCAACACGUUCGGAUACAUUUACAUUGCCAACAAAACGUAAUGUAACAAAUUUUAAAGGGCCAAAACUCAAUCAAACACAAAAUGGUUCUCGACAACAGCCAGUCAAAAAAUCAACCAUUAUAAAUUCAACGACACCUAUUGAACAAAAGCCAGCUAAAAAAAUGCAUAAAAAUAGUGGCACUCGACCUAUGAUGAAACAAUCUAAUUUAUUUAUGAAUCAAGGAAAUGUUGAACGAAAACCCGUACGCUUUGCUAAUAACAAUAAUAAUACGUAUUAUUAUCCUUCUUCUUCUCCUGCUUCUGCUCCUGUUAAUUAUCAAAAAAAAAUUGCACCUCUUGCUGAUCCUUUACCUCGAGAUGCUUUAGAUAAAUCACGACGGAUGCGUAUAGUCAAUGAUGAAUAUGCAAUACAUCGUCGAAAAGAUUCACCUGCUUAUGCUUAUACUGACUAUCAAACGGUGAGUGAUAUACCAACUAUUUCAUAUAUUAAUUCUUUACCACCUGUUGAUCCACCAAAAAAUCGGACAGCUCCUACUGUAAUUAUUCAUUCGAGAGAAACUCAUCAUCCCGAUACUCCUACAAUUAUUCCAAAUGUAUCCACAGCUCCUUCCUAUUCUUCUCCUCCUCCCGUUAUAUUUUUAUCUUCUUCAGCUCCUCCGCCACCUCCUCCUCCCUUUAUGGUUUUACCUUCUUCAGCUCCUCCGCCUCCUCCUGCUCCCUUUAUGGUUUUACCUUCUUCAGCUACUCCUUCGUAUCCUCCCACUUCAACUAUGGUUUUACCACCUCCACCAAUUUCUUCAUAUCCUCCUACAUUUCCCAUGUUUUUACCUAUUACAACAGUUCCUACACAACCUCUGGGACAAAAUUUUUUUCUUCCACCUUCAUCAAAUCCAGCAUAUAUGUCUCAACCUUUAUUUUAUCCUAAUCCUCCAUCGUCGGCGCCACCACCACAUCAGCAAACUAUUAUAAGUCAAUCAUCAUCAUCUUCAUCGGCCCCGACAGUACCAGUAAAAACUGAGAAUAAAACUGAGGAAAACAAUCCGACGUUUAUUAUUCAACCAGAUACGACUAACAAGAAAAAUGUAACCAUACAAUUGAAAAUGACAGAUGAGGAUAAUCCACGUGAUAGAACAAGAUCAGAACAAGUAGUUCGAGUUGUACAUGAACCUCCAUAUCGUGAAUUUGAUAAUCGAUAUUAUAUUGAAUCGGAACCAAAACGUAUUAUUUAUGAACAACCGACACGUCGAAGAACAAUUCUUCGAAGACCACCACCACCACCACCACCACCUGCAACUCAAUAUGUUUAUGUUGAUGAAUCACCAUCAACUAUUGUUCGUAAUCGUCGUCGUCCUCAUCGUUCUGAAGUUGUUUAUAUGAAUAAUAAUCAACCAUUAGAAUAUGAAGAAGAAAUUGUUUAUGUUGAUGAUAAUGGUAAUCAAAUUGAAUACAUCUAUGAUGAUGAACCUUCGUAUCAUCGACGAAAUUAUAGAACAUCUUAUCAAUCACCAUCAACAAGAAUUAUUUAUGAAUAA